Lates calcarifer (barramundi perch) is the source of this 765-nucleotide messenger RNA. Its product is annotated as zinc transporter 6-B-like. The record is from RefSeq and is a predicted model, not a curated record. Lineage: Eukaryota; Metazoa; Chordata; Actinopteri; Centropomidae. Bases 427 to 723 code for a protein of 98 amino acids. Gene Ontology annotation, cellular component: membrane. Gene Ontology annotation, molecular function: monoatomic cation transmembrane transporter activity. Gene Ontology annotation, biological process: transmembrane transport; monoatomic cation transport. The transcript is spliced from 6 exons.
UGUAUGCCUCUGCUCAUGAAUUGAUAUUUGCUUGAAGUGCUUACACUGAAAGUACAAUAACAGAAUGUAAGGGGUAACAACAAAAACAAACGUAUAGCUUACACCAGGGGUGUAAGAGACUAAAAAUAGCAAUAGAUGAGAACAGGAAGUCUGUGUGGAGUGAAUGUUCUCUGCAUUAUUUUCCACUGAGGUUUGACUAGUGCUCUGUCUAACUAUAAUGAUUGAAAUCCUAUUCACUAUCACAAUGAUGAAUCUCUGAUCAAAUAACUAACUUUGUUCUUUGGAUUACAACACUAAGCCUUGUAUCUGAAUUGUGAUGGUCUUUGUUUUUCCCUUUUUGUCAUUUCAGCCUUAACAGCCUACACAUACCUCACCAUCUUCGACCUCUUUAGUUUGAUCACCUGUCUCAUCAGCUCCUGGGUGACCAUGAAGAAACCCAGCCAGGUCUACUCAUUCGGGUUUGAGAGACUGGAGGUCUUGGCAGUUUUUGCCUCCACUGUUCUCGUCCAACUGGGGGCCUUGUUCAUCCUGAAAGAGAGUGUGGAGCGCUUCAUGGAGCAGCCUGAGGUCCAUACUGGUCGUCUGUUGGUCGGGACAUUCGUCGCUCUGUUCUUCAACCUGUUGACUUUGCUGUCUGUCAGGAACAAACCAUUCGCCUACGUCUCAGAAGCGGCCAGCAGCAGUUGGCUUCAGGAACAUGUGGCAGAUCUGAGCAGAAGGUAAAAACAUGGACGUCAGUCUCUCAUCUUUCCCGUUUCUGUUUUU